GUAUGCGUUACAUACAUGAAAAAUGCACCUGCUUGCUACCGUACACCGGGGUCGGAUCGGGCGAUUGACGAGGAUGAAUUCGUACGUACUGUGAAGCCAUAAAGUUGCGGCUGCAGAUCGUUGUUUACAAUCGAAAUGGGAUGUUUUUUCUCUCAAAUAGCCAACAUGGAGACCCUUGUUUGCAAUGGAAGAAUUUGAAUGCUACACCCAUGAGCAAUACCAUCAACUAUUUCAGGAUAUAGUCUCGGUAGCCGAUCCAGUGAUCCACCAUCAUGCCUGUCAGUAGUAUCCAGGUCUCCUUGAGUGAGGUGCUCCAGGUGAGAGGAGGACCCCUGGAAGAGGAGGAGCUCUGGAGCAUACUCUGUCAGAGCUGCAAGGCCAUACAGGACAUAUUCAUUCAAGGUCGUGCCAUAGAAUCAGACGGUCCCAGCUUUGUUGUCAGCCCGUAUACCGUUCUCUUCAGUCCUAGCGGCACGGUUCAGUUUGCCGAAAGCAUCGAUGUCACGCUCCCGAACAUCGCCAACUACCUCCCUCCAGAGGGAAUCGGAGGUCAGAGGUCAUUCUCAAAUGCUACUGUUGAAAAGAUGUAUGUCUACGCACUUGGCAAGUCUCUUUUGUGGGCAUCCGAUUACAUGCGUGUUCCGUACAGCAGUGCGGUCCUCAGUACCAGCCUACAGUCGCUGUUGAUGGGCAUGUCGGACAACAACCCAGUCACCCGCCUAGCACUGGUGCAGAUAUUAGAGGCAUGUACCAUCCACGCUCAGAGUCUUGGCUAUGGCAUGCCUUAUGCUCGUCAUAUCAUCCAGCUUAGUAAAAUUGUACUUGGUAGCAUAUUUGCGCUGGACCAAAUGGGAGACAGCUUCAAUAGUAAUACAAACAACAGUGUUUCCACGGUAACAGGGUCACCCAUGUCUCGCAACGGGUCACCAGAACACAGGCGAUCAGGUCGAGUGAGUCCUGGCAAAAGGAAUCACCAGCACCUAAAUUCCAGCGACUCCACUGAUCACAAGCCAAAGCGGACCAUGCAAGACCAUGACGAACCGGACGCAAGGAGAGGGUCAAAAUCGAAACACAGACGCGCUGGAUAUUCUAACCUCAGUAGCAGUACCAUAGACUCUCAGGACAGUUACAGCGACAUGCGCUCGUACAAGGACUCGUUACCACGUAGCCGCUCUACAAGGAGCUCACGAGAAAUACUGGAUGAAAGAUCAAGUCGCAGGGAUACCUCACAUAAAUCUAACUCUCCCGAAGGACGCUCCUAUCACAUGUCGGAUAUUUUCUCCCCUGCGAACAGAACAGAGAAAUCAAAUGGUUAUCAGGCGUUGAGCGAAAGGAGUGGCCAUUCUCGCCGUGCCACGUCUAAGCAUUCCAAAUCGCAUUCUACGUCAUCGCGGGGCUACGAAUCCAUGCCAGACAGGCCGCCGAGUCGCUCGAAGCAGCGAUCGCCACCGCCCCGUGGCAAAUCCAGCAGGACUAAUCUGGUUUAUGAACGGUUAAGAGAGAGGAGGGAGAGGUUGGGUCGUCUUCGAGAUCAACUAGGGCUUCGACCACGGUAUGGUAGAGAACUGACAAGGUCUGUGUCGGAUUAUGAGAGCGAAACGGACACAAUGACGGAGGAUGAGAGUCAGUAUGGAGAUGGGAGGUCAGAGGCUAGGUCCUACAAAUCCCUCAACUCAGUGGAGUCGGCCAGACAAGGGAGCUAUCACCCGGACCAGUAUUCCCAGUACUCUUCUGUAGCGUCAUUUCCCUUCGGCCAAGGGCUACAGGGCUCCACGCCUCAGCACCAGAGUCGGAGUGUACCCAACGUCCACCAACAGAGGACGGCAGAUCAGUACGAUGGCGUGCCCAGUAGAGAUCCAGCGGAAAGACGGCUACAGACAGCGCCCUCUAGUAACGAACACAAGCGAAACACCUUGCCUUCCAGGAAGAAAUUAAAAAAAUUCUUUGGACCAGAAUUUGUUGUGAUGAGCGGUGAGCCGAACGAGUCCAUUACAAUGCCGAUCUCGUUCUUGAGCAAAGCUGGCAAGAUUCCACCAGAGAAGAAGAGGGUCACAGCCGUCAUGCUAAAUGGCCGUAGACUUGACCUUUUAUGUGACCUUGGGACCUCGGGUCAGGAGCUAUUUGACCUGAUCGCAUCGCACCUUGGUCUCAACGAAAGAUCAUACUUUGGGCUUGCCUACAUAAGAGAUGGGGAGUAUCUUUUCAUAGACCCUGACACGAAACUCUAUAAGGUGGGACCAGAGUCAUGGCGUGAAGAGGCCAAGAAGAGAUCAAAGAAGGUUGGGUCGAAGGAGAAGUUCACCGUGUUCUUCAGGGUCAAAUAUUAUGUAGAGAAUAUCAGCUUACUGAGAGAUCAACUCACCAGACACCAGUACUACUUGCAGUUGCGUAGGGAUAUUCUUGAAGAGAGAACCAAAUGUGAUGAGAGAUCCUCAUUACAGCUCGCCGCCUUAGCACUCCAAGCAGAAAUGGGAGAUCACGGCGAUGGCACCUCCCGGAACUACUUCCUGCCAGAGCACUACGUCGCUGCAAGCAUGAUUGAAUCGAUCGGUGUGGCGAAUAUCAGGGAUAGACUGCCCUCUAUGCACGAAGCUCAGAAAGGGAUGUCUGACGUGGAAGCAGAAUUUGACUUUUUGAUGGAAGCCAGAAAAUUGCCCGAGUAUGGAAUCCACUUCCAUCGGGUCACCCACAACAAGAAGGAGAGCUCGAGGGGGGUGUGGCUCGGUGUCUGCACCCGUGGGAUCAUUGUCUACGAGAAGAGCGGCAAAGCUCGCAAACAGGUCCAUGCCCAUCCCUGGAACAAGACUAAGAAGAUUGCGUUUGAUAGGAGGAAAUUUGUCGUUGAGCCCUUUGACAGAACUGGUAUGAAGUUUGUUCACUUCACAGAGAGUUACAAGAAGGGUCGCUAUUUAGUGCAGCUCUGCAAAUCUCAGCAUAGAUUCCAUAUGGCUGUGAGGACAAAGACCAAUAUUGCGCAUCAGUUCCAGAAUGACUAUGGCUUGGAAGGGGAUAGUUACAGCUUAGCAAGCGGGUCAUUGCGCUACGCCAACCACUACGAGCCAAAGGACGAGUUUGAUUACAGCGAUGGCGAGCAAAGCAUGAUGGGAUCUGUACCCAGUGAUCUUGGCGCUUCCUCAUACACGAUUGAUAGCAUGAGGCAUCAUGGGAUACCGGAGGCCAAGAGGUCAAACACAGGUUACGAGGAAGUUAGGAUCGGGAGACCACCCCCUCGGAAUAAGAGCCUUGAGAGACAACCUCAUUCCACAACAACAGAGGACAGCAGACACCCAAGGUCACAUCAAACGAAUCAGCCAUACAGGAACCAGACAACAGGGUCAAGGUCAAAUGUCAAUCAACAACGUGUGCUCCGAGAACGGACACAACCUCGAGAUGAAUUCGAUGGCAACGAUUAUGUUGAGAAUGGAUACGAGGAAGUCGGCAGGGUGCCGCCAAGGUCGAAGAGAAGGUCACGGCAGGAGUCCCAAGAGGUUCUGGAUGACCCUCCUUAUGCCACGAUCGAAAGCAUAAAAGAAAACAGAAAGAAGAACAAGCAAAAUAGGAGAACUCCAAAGAUAAGAGGUGAAGAGAAUGGGUAUGCAGAGAUCGGACCUAUAGACAGCGAGAAACCUUACGUCCUAGGCACGAGCAUACAUAACAACACUCAAGCGCAGUCUCGCAAGUCUCUAGACCAGGAUGAGUCUAUCAGCGAAUCCCUGAGGGAGCGUCUAGAAGAUCUUCCACCUUCCGAGCGACCUGAGCGGGAUAUCAUCAUCGUCACUCUCAAGAAGAGCCCUCAGAAAGGGCUUGGCCUUACCAUUGUCGGAGGAGAAAACUCCCGAAGUCUAGACCUUGGGAUCUUCGUCCGUUCCAUCGAGCCUCAUGGCCCUGCCCACAGAGAUGGCAGGCUCCACGUUGGGGACCGGAUCAUCUCAAUCAACGGCCAGAGUCUGGAGGGGGUGGGGCAUCGGGUUGCCGUGGAUAUCAUCAAGAAUUCACCAGAGGUCGUGCAGCUGAUUGUGUCGCAGCCGAAAACAGGAUUGAACUCCAAACUCUCGUCUGCCCCAAGCUCCGAGGUCGUGUAUGCCAACGUCCACCAGCCUGCCAACACCCAGCCAGCAACCCUUGCCCCCAGCCAAGGAUCCCUUGAAAACAUCGAAGACCUCCCCCACGAAUCCUCGGCAAGCGAGAACAACUCUCCCAAGCUUCGCAACCCCAAGCAGUUCCCGCCGACGAAGCCGCGACGCCGCCCCGAGAGCUUCGGGUCCAACUACAGCCUGAAUUCGGACCAGGAGAACGGGCAGGGAGAGAGGAAGCAUGGGAGGUAUCUGUCGGUUGAGAAGCCGAAGAUUGCGAGGAGAAGGGGAGCCAUGGAUUAUGAAGAUGGUGCGAGGGACGACGAUGGUGGGAGGAUAACAGAGAAGGAGGAGGAUGCUUCAAGGAAGACUCCAGAGAACACCCAUUCCAAGCAAUCUGACAAGGAUGAUCCGAUAAGCGCAGACAUUCUUGACAACCAUUCAGCGGACGAUUGGGAAGACCUGGACAAUGACGGCGACGAUGACUCAAAGGUCACGACCCCUGAGAGCUCGGAUAUGGAGGACCUCUUCGGAGACAUGGAUGAGAAGAAGAACAAACCUAAUCUGAACUUCAGCAAGAUCAGCUCUGGGUUGGAAUCUUCAGUGACAGCGACACCAUCGACUGUGACCGCCGCAAUGCCGCCAUCUAGCGACAAGCCGACAACCGUGAGGGCUGCGGGGUCACAGGAAACGGAGGUCAAGAACAAGGAGGCGGAGCAGGAGACGUUGGAUGAAGAGGUUCAGGAGGCCAGCGAAGGACUGGAUCUACUUCCUGGGGACAAGUAUACCGUUCAGCUGAAGAAAGUGAAUGGUUCUUUGGGCAUCAGUGUAACGGGUGGUGUAAACACGAGUGUAAAGCAUGGAGGUAUUUACAUCAAGACUAUGGUUCCCAGAGGAGCCGCUGAUCAAGAUGGCCGCAUCAAGUCCGGUGACCGAUUGCUGGAGGUCAACGGGGCAUCGCUGACCCAGGUCACCCACCGGCAGGCCGUGGAGAUCCUCCGCCGGGCCAAGGACGUCAGUACCCUCGUCAUCGAACGCGGCAUCCCUCCAGCGGCGACCAGUGCUCUUCCGCCGACACCGGUCCACUUCCAACAGCCCCUGAAACAGCAGGAGCAGCAGGGGGAGGAUGCCGCGCCGGAAGGGGGUAAGGAAACCGGUGGUGGUAGUGGUGGAGGGGGGCAGCUGGAUACCAGUCCUAGCCCGAAUAUCUCGCCAGAAAAAGAAAACCCCAAUCUCACCUCGGCCGAUGAACAUCACGAAACCGACUUUGCCACCGAAAACGAAGACCUUGAUCUCGGAACCGCUGACGAGGAAUACGAGACGGGAUGGGACGAUGACGACGACGGCGAUGCAGCGGUCAGCAAAAGUGACGCAUUAUCCAUCGAGGAGCCUUUCGUGCGUACACAGAGCACGGUCCAACAAGCAAUGGCGCCCCCUGGAGGGGGCACAUUGCUUCCAGAGAUUAAAGGUGAUCCUUCAGAAAACGAGAAAAUUGAUCCAGACAUAGAUGACACUGAGCCGCCAGUUAGUCCCUCCUCAGACGACGUGGCCCUGUCCCCUACAGACAUACACAGAAUAGGAUCACCUCGAUUCGCCACGCAGCGCAAGAACAGUCUCGGCGUCAUAUUCCAUCACGACCUGGAAAACACCAUGUACUCUCUCCGGAGGACAUCAUCGGCAGCGUCACUAGGAAUACACUCGGAGCAUACAGAGUCGGACGAUGCCAAUAGCCUCAUGAUGCCGUCUUUCGCGUCGCACGCAACCACACCGACCAUCGAGGCAUUGCACGAUGACGACUUCCGCACCCCGCCUCUGACGGAUGACGACUUCGGAAGCGAGAAUGAGAUGCCAGAUGUACCGGAGAAUGAGAUUGAUGAUCCUGCAUCUCGCGGCUCUGUCACCGAAUCCCCGUACCAAUCUGAUGGCUAUUCAGAUGAGGUGGACGAUUACCUGGCAGAGAUUGCAUCACCUACAUUGAGUACUCGCGAGGCGGACACGCUGACUCCGACAGCACACCUGACGGGGAUGAGGAAGGCUGAAAAGCGGAAGUCCUGGAUAAGCAUCGCAAGCAGUCACUCUCCUGCUCCGACAGAAAGCACACAGUUUGGACGAACAGAAUCCUCUCCCCGAUCAAGCCGAAGGUCACAGACAUCGCCUCUCUCCGAGUCGGCAGAAUCUGAGAGCGAAGAGUCUGAGUCCAUGGCAUUCAGCGAUAAUGACAUUGCCGGACAUUGGUCAGAUGAGGAGGACCACAGGCUGGUCAAGCCCAAGCUGCCCGCAGAGAGCACCCCUAAAGAUCCGAACUUUGUUUCACGAGUAGCCAUGAAGUUGCCGACAAGCCCGGAACCCAUUUCGGUGAACAUCGACGAAGCCGCUCCAUCAUUACCGACCAUGUCCCCGCCACACUCUUCCCGUUCGUCAUCCCCAACGGCAUCCCAAGCCAGCCAGAUAUCGGUCACCAGCCCCACUGCCCAGGAGGAGGAGGAGGAGGUGAUGUCACCUAACUCCACCUUGAGCAGUGUGGGUGCCCUGACCCUGACACAGACGAUGCUAUCACAGACUAUGAUGUCCACUGGAUACAUGACGGAGAUUGACAUGCCAAAUCUGCCUUACGUUACUGCAGAUAACACCUUUGAAGUGCAACUCAGCAAGGGCUCUCAGGGACUCGGCUUCAGCGUGAUGGGAGGCAAGGGGACCAAUACCGACCCCAGAAAGUGCCUCAUCCGCGUCAAGAAACUCUUCGCCGGCCAGGCCGCGGCUCAGAGUGGCCUCAUCGAGGAAGGCGACGUCAUCCUCGCUGUCAACGGAGAGUUGAUUCACGAUGCCACGCAUCCGGAGACCGUUGCGAAGCUGAGAGGUGCCCAGCAGAAUGUGAAACUUCUUCUUUGCCGACCCAGUGAUGAGGAGCUUCUCAGACUUCUUCAAAGGAGACUUGAAGAAUCACCAUCUAAGCAAAAAGCAGCCCCUCCCGCUCCCUUGGACACUCCCCCCGCUGGCAACAGUUCAACGCUCCUCUCUAGCCCUUUCAGCUCCCCGCCCCUCUCACCGGACCCCAAGGUCACCCCUACCACCACCGAACCCCCGCCCCCACCACCACCUACCUCCCCUCCUCACUCAGAGGAUGAAGACGACGGAGAGGAUGUCACCGAUCAAGGUCCACCUUCGGAGAGAUUGUCUCCCGUGUCCAGGCCGUCUCCAGUGUCCAAACUGGCAGCUGUGGAGAGAAGUGCCUUUUCGGAGGUGUCACCUGCCCUUCCCAAGCUGGGAGCGGUGGACAUCAAGUCAAAGAUCCCGAUCACUACUAAGAGGAAGUCUCAGGAUUUGGGGGUGAAGGGGAAACCCCUCCUCUCUCCAUCGUCCAGUACGGAGAGUUCUCCUCGAAAGAUGCAGCAAAUCAUGUCGGAGCCGUCAAUCGAUUUUGAUGAGUCCGAUGUCUUUGAGGUUGACUUGGUGAAGCCUCAGCGUGGAGGCCUUGGCUUCACGGUGGCUGGAGGAGCCAAUACAGGAGGAUGUUAUAUCAAAGAUAUUCUGCAGGAACCUGCUAUAUCAGAUUCAAGACUCAGGAGAGGCGACAAGAUCUUAGAGGUUAAUGGUCGGAGUAUGAAAGGAAUGAGCCACUUCGAUGCAGUUUCCUUCCUCCGUAUGACCUCUAGAGAGGUCACUCUGAAGAUUGUCCACCCAUCGCCCAAGUCCGCCGAGGCCACUCCAUCCCCGACAAAACCAGUCAAGGCUGACUUCACUGCUUCUCCUGCACUGAAAGAAGAUGCCAUUGUUCCUGAAGCGGCAGUAGAUGUUGAAGCUAGUCCAGCACUUGCAAAAGCAAAGGAUGAUGGCAGUGACGAGGAUGGUGCAACGUUGCCAUCCGCAAGUGAGAACGAUGAUGAUUGGUCAGAUGUAGCAUCUGUAGAGUCCAUGACACCAGCGGCUAAUCUGAACCUGAGAGAGGCAUUCCAAGCGAGGUCAAAGCUUGAGAAUGCUCGGCAAACCAGCGUGGAUGAAGGAGAUGGGGAAGAGUCCGCACUACCGGAUGCGCCACGGCUCGAGGACCUACCUACAGUACGCAUCAAGAAGAAUGACAAAGGUCAACUGGGGUUACUGCUGGGGUUGGAGGUUACGGACCAGGGGUCAGGGCUGUUUGUAAAAGAUGUCGUGAGCGGCCUUCCAAUGGCCCAAGACGGAAGCGUUCAAGUCGGCGAUCAGAUUCACUUCAUCAAUGAUCAGUCUGUUAGUGGAAUCAGCAUGGAGAAGGCCAAGAGCCUUCUUGCAAGGGUGCCCUCUCUUGUUGAACUUAAGGCAACUCGAAAUAAGACCCCAGUUCAACCAAGACGACAGCGGCCAAUCUCUACAACAUCCACCCUCGAGCCAUCUGAGACGGGAGAUGAUGAUGAUAGAAUCACCCCUUCGGCCGAUGGGGAUAAUGAUGACGAAUGGAUGACGGACUCCAGUGAGCCUGUUAAAGAGAUUGGUGUGCCCUUAACCCUCCCUGCCACGCCCAAGGGCGAGGAACCGAAGGUGGGAGGGAAGAAGGUCUCUCCCGCAGGUUUCGACCUUGAUCUUGGUGAUGUGUCCGAAGAAGAAUCUGACUGGGAGGAUUUGUCUGUGAGCGAUCGAGAGGAGGUUAGCCGACUCGACGAGGUCGGUGACAUCAUGAAGGAUCUAGAACAGAGUCACGGAGGAUAUACACCUCGGCCGUCAAGCGAUAAUGAAAGAAAGAGCUCCACUCGAUCCAUUACCAGUCCCAAUGACAUACCUACAUCUCCUACCUCCAUCACCUCUCCUCCGCUGAGCCCUCUUUCUCAUAGCACCGUUCCAUCCACAGUCAAGGCUUUAUCAUCUGUGACCGAUGCCCCGUCUCCCUCUAUAUCCAAUGGUGCAAGCGACCAGCCUGACGAUGACCUGAACAGCUUUGGCUCCGACGAGGCCUUCUCGCCAUCCACCACCCCACAGACUCUAUCAACGCCUGAGCAAUUCAGCGGUUCCCCGCGGAGGCUCCGCCACGACUCCACCGAACCAGAGGUAGAGCCGGAACUCGCCCAUCUCCCUCCGCUCCCGUCAGGCAAGUCACCGGCCUAUGACCCGUCCUCGGGCUCGCCGAGGGGUAUCAAGUCUCCACUGAGUAACUUCCGGAAGCAGAUGUCAUUGAACGAUGCGAGGGAAUCGCCCACUGGGAGUGAGUUCUCAACAUCGGCUAGGAUCGGGACUCCAACAGGCAGGCCUCCAUCGGCCCAAGGAAGUGAAGGGGGAAACCUCAGUAUAGGAGAAGGUGGUGUAGUAUGGAUAGAGUUAGAGAAGCCAGAAGGAGGAGGGCUAGGUUUCAGUGUGGUGGGAGCCGAGAAGGGAGGCAAGACCAGUAUCUUCAUCAAGACCGUCACCCCUGACGGUGUAGCCUGCAGGGAUGGAAGGCUCAAAGUUGGAGACAGGCUUCUGCAGGUCAAUGGACAGAGUCUAGUUGGAAUGACACAGAACAAGGUCAUUACAAUCCUGAGGAAAAGUAAAGGCGUCGUCAGGCUUGCUGUAACAGGCCAGCUUUCUCGACCAGCAAGUCUGAUCGGAACGGAUACCGAACGACAGACGCCCUCUGUAGUUCAAGAUCGUCUCUCCCGUGCCAUAGAGGAGGACGAGAACAGCGAUGCCGAGCUGUCGCCUGCUGAAUCCUACACCGAAUCGGCCCGGGAUGCUGGAUUCAGGAAGCCACACGACGACCUCUCUGACCAUGACGACAUCAUCGACAGUGUGACCUUUGACUCCUCCCUGUCAUUCACCCUCCCCUUCAGUCUGGCAGGGUUGCACAGUACCCGCACGUUUGGUGACGUUGCUAUCACCCCGCCCCCACCAGAGUUCAGGGUGGGCUACCCAGAACAAGACACGGAUAGCGAUAUAGACUCCACAGCUGACCUUCCCAAUGACCUUGAGAGCCCAGAAGGUGCAGGAAAGAAGUCCGAUAGUCUUCUGGCGGCUCAGAGAUUAGGGAGAGCCUUGCAGAAGCGAAGUAGCAAACAGGAGAGCGACAAUGAUUCGCUUUCCUGGGGUACCGACAACAGUCUACCGCUUGAUGAUGACGACAUCGGCGAACGGGCCAACGGGGCCAUGCGAGGGACACCCAGUACGAAAAUCCUAGAAGACAUCACGGAUGCCCAGCUUGAAAGCAUGCCUAUCGUCACAACAAUCGAGGGAGGGCGCUAUUCGGGUAGGAGUCUGAGGAGCAGCAUUGCGAAGAUCCAGAAGCAGAUUGACAAGCAGGAUCCGGCCGAGGAGUUCAAGACACUCCGUCAGGUGAAGGCUAUAGACAACUGUGAAGAAGCAAAGAAGGCACAAAACAAGGACAAGAAUCGCUUCAGAAAUGUCCUACCAUAUGACAAGACGAGAGUGAUCCUGGAGGAUAGCGGUCCGUCGGACUACAUCAACGCCAGCCACAUCAAGACACAGGUUGGCAAGGAUACCUACGAAUACAUCGCCUGCCAGGGACCCCUCCCUAAUACCACCCAGGAUUUCUGGCUGAUGGUCUGGGAGCAGAGGGCAGAUGUCAUCGCCAUGGUAACAAUGGACGUCGAGAGCGGGAAGGUGAAGUGUCAUCGCUACUGGCCAGAGUCGGCCAACACGCCCCUGAUGGUUUACGACCGGAUUGAAGUGAGGCUUGAGAAUUAUCAAAACCUUGAGAACUUCAGCAUCAGGAGAUUACUUAUGAUCGACACAGAGACUAGUGAAGUCCACCACGUGACCCAGAUGAACUUUGCGACCUGGCCAGACCACAGCGUGCCGUCCACCUCUCUCCCUCUCCUCCGCUAUGCCUGCCACAUGAGGCGUAUCCACGACGACCGCCUCCCCAUCGUCGUCCACUGCAGUGCGGGCAUCGGAAGGACCGGUACCCUCAUCACCAUCGACGUCAUCCUGGGGCUCAUAGAACACGAUGAGGAGUUCAAGGUACUAAAUAUUGUCAAGGGUCUACGGAAACAGAGACAGGGCAUGAUUCAAACAAAGGACCAGUACACGUUCUGUUACAAAGCUGCUCUUGAGGCUCUGAAAAGUGUGACCACAUGACCAACGGAGAAAGGGAGAGAUGAUCAAUGAUGAAUCUUGAUGAUGAUGCAGUGUUCUUAUGGCAAGUUGCUGGACAAAGGAAUGUAAAAUGAUUGGUGGUUCUACUGUACUUCUUCCCGAUUAGUACAGACUGCCGUUGGAAUAUCAUCCUACAAGUUUGUGCUUGUCAAGUGCCCAGAUGAGUGCCUCGAUCUCCGUAUUCUCUCUUAGCUAGAAGAGUUUGAUUUGAUGGCUUAAUUAACCUAGCCGCUGAGAGAAAGUAGAUGAUUUUUAGUGAGCAACAGAGGACUCAUGGAUUUGAGUUUGCUCCAAGGGGCCUGGUUAUGAGGAUUUAUCUUGAAAAUGAUUAACGUCGACUCUGCAGUCUCUCUCAGCUAGGGCGGAGUUGAUGUCCAAUCCAACUCAGUUAAGCUGCUGAGAAGGAAUGAAUGCUUUAAGUUAGCAACAAGGGACUUAUGGCUGUGGGUCCUCUCUGCGAGACGUGCUGAUGAGGAUCAAUACCUUCGGGGAAUCAGCAAAUUGGCUCAGAUUAUGAACCCAGAUGUUUGGAUUCUAAGACUGCUGCUCAAGCAACUGAUCUUCAGAGACUCACACUAGUGUACUAGUUCUAUUAAAUGGGAAAUACAUCAACAAUAAUGCUAUUUUCAGAUUAUGGUUCUACCCCAUUUACAGUAAUCAUUCAGUAACUUUUGAAUUGGUGCUGGUUGCACAAAAUUUAAUAGUGUUAUUGUGAACUCUGUCAUCAAUGGUAACUACCAAGGCAACAUUGGUUUUGAUCCUCUCUUCU
This is a messenger RNA of Lytechinus variegatus (green sea urchin), 11898 nucleotides long. Its product is annotated as tyrosine-protein phosphatase non-receptor type 13-like. Bases 273 to 11111 code for a protein of 3612 amino acids. The transcript is spliced from 46 exons. NCBI's taxonomy places the organism in Eukaryota, Metazoa, Echinodermata, Echinoidea, Temnopleuroida, Toxopneustidae. Gene Ontology annotation, biological process: protein dephosphorylation. The record is from RefSeq and is a predicted model, not a curated record. Gene Ontology annotation, molecular function: protein binding; protein tyrosine phosphatase activity. Gene Ontology annotation, cellular component: cytoskeleton.